CUGCGGUUCAGUUAACAACAAGUGAUUUUUUUUCAUUUCAUCUGUAAUGAAACUUGCUUGAAAAAUUUAACAUGUUUAAAUCUGCAAAUCUUCUUAAGUGAUAUAUUUUAGUGAAAAUGUUUAAAAUUUAACGUAAAUAUGAAAAAAUACGCUUUUAUAAUAACUGUAUUAAGUAUUGCGGAAGUUCUGGCUGAAGAUUUGGUCAAGUUGACGGACCUGGUCAAGUUGGCGAACCUGGACGCCCAGUGCGUAAGAUGCAUUUGUUACGCGGCCACUGGUUGCGAUUUGACCAGGGGUUGCGUAGAUGGCUACUGCGGUCCGUUUAAGAUAAGCAAAAUUUACUGGGUGGACGCUGGCGAGGAGCUGUUGCCCAACGAUGAAAAAAAAAGACCGGAAGCAUACGAAGACUGCGCGUUGUACUACAAUUGCGCAUACAGGUCUGCGGUGAAUUAUUUCACGAAAUACGGUAAAGACUGCAACGAAGACGGUGUUACCAACUGUGUGGAUUAUGCCAUGAUACAUUUCAAUGGAGGUUGGCAAUGCCAGCCCGCCCUUAACCGCACUAAGGCUGGUAAGGCUUAUUUGGAAAGAUAUAGGUUAUGUGACCCAGUUAUUUAGGUUUAUAUCUAAUAAUAAUAAUACUACUAGCGCCUCUAAGUAUAAGUGUCGCAAGUUGCCACCCACUUCCGCGGUUGCGGAAGUUCCGUGGUGGCGGAAGUUCCGCACUUGCAUUUUUUUCAUCUGGUUUAGCUUUUUUAGCAAAUUUUUUGGAAAUUGAGAGAUUAACGAUAAACCUGAUCCAAAAAACCCUCUGUAUAUAUAUGAUAAUUAAGGAAUAGUUUAAACUUUGUAAAAAAUAGAAUGUAGAUGUACACCUAAAUCGAUAUAUCCACACGAUGCUAU
Messenger RNA from Brassicogethes aeneus, 903 nucleotides. The record is from the annotation of a GenBank genome assembly. Lineage: Eukaryota; Metazoa; Arthropoda; Insecta; Coleoptera; Nitidulidae.